Molecule: messenger RNA, 3302 nt
Organism: Annulohypoxylon maeteangense
Lineage: Eukaryota; Fungi; Ascomycota; Sordariomycetes; Xylariales; Hypoxylaceae
Exons: 3
Coding region: 274-3078 (934 amino acids)
Cellular component (GO): cytosol
Source: RefSeq, a predicted model, not a curated record
AUCGCGAGAACCGUAAAUUUCAAUCAUUUCCAAGGUUGUUUAAGAAAACAAUUAUCAGGUAUAAAUGAUUGACAAAUUUCUCGAAAUUUUCCCAUCAUAUCAGUUCUGUAUCAAAUAAACUGCGUCGGCCAGACAGCUGCUCCUCGAGAACUUACCACUUCGUCGCACCCGAUUUAUGGCGGGGCGUAAUACGAUUUGACAUGAGUCCGGGUUGUUCGUUCAGCGCACAACUUUGAUAUCGCACUCUUCACAAGACUUAGAAAUACCUCCGCCAUGGCAUCAUCUCCCUCUAUAUCAACAAACCAGGCAGAUCCUGAGAAGGCUAAUGUGUGGAAAAAUGACUCUAUCGAGGAACGCAUCUUCUCGGCGUCUUUGAUAUGUCUGGAAGGUCACUACAACCAGGCUCCUACCAUGGGGUCUCAGUCUCUUGCUAAAGUAACCGGUAUCGUCUCCAAAACUUUAGAAAAGACGCAUACUUUCAAGGAUGUGAGAGAGAUAUUGUCAAGGAAUGUGAGAGUAUGGAUAUGGUUACGCCGCGCUGUAAGCGCUGCAAUAUGCGAUCUAAACGAGAAGUCCCUGGGCGUGCGAUCAGUGCCAUUUGUCCAGACCAGAUUUCUCGAUAUCACCACUCCCGAGGUCACCGCACUCAUUAUUAAGAACUAUGUACCCCUAAAAGAGGCUCUGCAGAUGCUGAACAAGCUUAUGCAUAUUGCCCGGAAUUUACUUGUUACCACCGAUCCUGGAAUACCCCAAGAUCUAUCGGCCGCUAUUCACUUUGACCAUGAAGUAUAUGAAUCGAUAUGUCUUUGCGUCAAUGUUACUAGCAAAGGAAUCGACGGAGAGAUGCCAGAGGACGAGGCUUCUAGAUCGAAGCUUAACGAAAUCACAGAGCUCUGUAAGAAGGUUCUUGUUACGUCUCUACAGCAGGCUCAUAACUGGAUCGCGAAGAAUGACCGCAACAAGAUGUCAUUUUGGUACAAGGUAUUGAUAGAAUCGCCAGACGCCGAUAGCAAUCCGGGACCAGAAGAUCGGCACGAAUCUGUUCUGGAUUAUCCAGCGCCUAGGAGUAUUCAUCUUCGAGAUGAGAUAUCUAACUGGGUUAAGCGAUCAGUACUGAUGUGUGACGCUGCGGUCAGGAUAUGUAAAGAAUUUUUCGAUUCGCAGUGUCCCGAGAAAAAGGAUCAGUGGCUACCCCAGCGUGGUAACCUCGGCGCCCCACCUCGUCAGUCGGACGAUUAUAACAAGGCGGCUGAGAUGGUCUCAAAGUGGGAUCCCGAGCAGACUAACAAAGCCGAGCAAGAUAGAGCGUACGGUCGUGUAUCUCAUGAACUCGACAAAUGGUGGUACGGCGCGCGUAUCCCAAACUCGAACGACUGGAGCUUGACAAUGUAUUCAAGCAUCGACUCUGUUCCACAACGCAUUAAGGAAUGCGAGGCAAAUCUCAUGCAACGCUAUGCUGCGGCCGAGCCCCAAGAGGAACCGAGCGAUGUAAUCGAACAUCCGUCAGAUGAUGGCAAUAGCCCAGAAUGGCAAGGCCAAGCGCCUCAGGCUAACCAGAAUUUCGCCCCGGAAUAUGACGAGUAUGAAGAAGAAGCCGACGACGACGAUUCAUAUGGGGAGGGCCCUAUGACCGGACUUCUUACAGAGGUGCCAAAUAUCCUUGAUCCUAAGCAGAUCGAGGCACUCCACAUGAUUGUCAAGUCUUGCAUAUUAGAUUCGGCGGGUUCUGGUUUCACGCCGUUCGGCGAGAAUCUGCAACAGACACGAUGCCGUAUCUUCCUCGCCACUGAUUGCGGCCGAAACCUUUUGCGAGAAAUGCUCGUCUUUAUCGCUGUGUGGGAAAAGGACGAACAGUCUCUUAUAUUUCAAAUUAGCAGCCAGAUUGUCCAGGCGAUCCACGAAAAUUCUUUAAUCCCUUAUGCAUGGAUGGCUCUUCGAAGCCCCAAAGACAUCAUAUCGCCAGCACAGACGGUUCUGCUUCGGCUUAUUACCUUUUUAUUUCGCACGGCUCUUGCGCCACCAAAAGACUACAACCCCUUCCCCGACCCUAAGACAGAAAACAUCGAGAGUAUUCUGGCGAAUGAGGAUGUUCGUCUAGGGAAAAUGUUAAAUUAUCUAUAUGGCAUCUUCCGAAGUCGUAUUGUUCCGGAGUGCGUCGCCCUGAUGCAGAUCCAAGGCGAGGUCCGCAAAGGCCGGCUAGAUCCUGCAGAUUUCCCGGUCGAUAACUGGGACCUGGAACGUGCUAAGGAUGGCUUGGUUCAAUACCUCGAUUUUCUUUACACCGUUGCGGAUAUCUUCCCCCUCCGACAACACCUCAUCGACUACGAAGCAGUAUAUGAACUGCUUAGGUUACUAGAAGGCCUCGAUGUUGGAGUAGAGAAAGCUCCCUUCCCUGGAACUCGGCGUAACGAGCCUCCCACAACACCCUCCACCACAACCUCGACGCCACAAGCAUCAUCAUCUAGUAACCCGCCACCACCCCCACCUCCACCUCCGCCGAUCUCCGAUCCACCCCACGAGUUCCCCUGGUCCGGUAUUAAAGGCCAAGUCCUAUCCAUCCUCGCAGCCCUCCUACAACCACCCCCCGGCCAGUCCUCUCCCGGCAACCCGACAGUGCAGCUGCAGAUCUUGCAACAUAAUGGAAUUGUGGCGCUGCUGAACUGCUGCUUGUACGACGACAAUAAUAGGUUCUGUCGCGAGCGCACGCAGCUCUGUCUCAAGUGGCUUAUGGACGGAUGUCCGGACGCGUCCGCCUUCCUGCAGAAUCUCGUCAGCGCUAACCAGCAGCCGGUAAUUAGACCGCCACCAGGCACGACGCAGAGCAUCCGCGUCGAUGGCGUAUCCGGAGAGGUUAGGGUCCAGGUGCGCAGCUCUAGCGCGCCGGUCGCUGGUGAGGUUGGUGAAGUAGUGGUUAGUGCGGAUGCGGCAAGCGCGAGUUUGAGGAGUAGGCUUGAGGAGAAUAAGAGUAGGAGCGAGGAGCUGGUCCAGGAUCUCCUAGCGUUAACGGUCGUGGACGAGAAUGGUAAAAUGACGAUUGCGCCGGAUGAGGACGAGACGGAAGAUGAUGAUUUUAUUUGAUGGUAGGGUUAAGGCAUAGGCGGGGGAUACCUUAGGUAGGGAAAUGGGGGUAGGAAGGAUAUGGCGGCUACGCGUCGUAUGGUGAUGGGGAUCACGGUUCGUGUAUGGGCUCUAGGUACAUCCUAGAUAUGUUGCAUAGGUGCAUUGCGUGGGAUUUGUUUAGGCGUUUAGGUAUGGUUUAUUAGGUACUUCUAGGGAUUGUGAAUAUACACAAUCUGAUUGCA